AUGAGAUUUUUAUUAGUUUUAUUAGUUGCCUUUUUAGCUCUUUUCACUGGUUCAGCUACCGCUGGUCACGUCAAAUGUGAAAUGUGCGAAUACGUCAUCCACAGUGCUACCGAUUUAAUUAAACAAAACUUUACCACUACCGAAAUUGUCAGCAAUUUAGAACAUGCUUGUAAAUUCCUUCCACACAAAUGGACCCCAACUUGCCAAACUGUCGUUGAUGUCUAUGGUUUAACUAUCAUCAGCCAAAUUAUUAACCACGAAACCCCAGAUACCAUCUGCAAACAAAUCAAAAUGUGCCCAAAGAACAAAUUAAUUAGAACUGAAGAAGAAAAACCAGCCAUGUUAGGUUUCCACUGGAAACAUCACCACGGUCACAACCCAUUAAAGAAAUUCGAAUGCAGAGCUUGCGACUAUGCCGUUAAAAGUGCUGAAAAACACAUCCUCUCAGGUCAAAAUACCGCUGAUGUUGAAAGAUAUGUAGAUCAAGAAUGUAACAACUUUGAAAUCCACGAAGCCAUCCAUAUCUGCAAAAAAGUUAUCCACGAAUCAGUCAACAAAAUCGUUACUGAAAUCAAAAAACACGAAACCCCAGGCAACGUCUGCAAACACACCCUCCAUAUGUGUUAA
Molecule: messenger RNA, 627 nt
Organism: Dictyostelium purpureum
Lineage: Eukaryota; Evosea; Eumycetozoa; Dictyosteliales; Dictyosteliaceae
Exons: 1
Coding region: 1-627 (208 amino acids)
Biological process (GO): lipid metabolic process
Source: RefSeq, a predicted model, not a curated record